Messenger RNA from Lachancea sp. 'fantastica', 168 nucleotides. Lineage: Eukaryota; Fungi; Ascomycota; Saccharomycetes; Saccharomycetales; Saccharomycetaceae. The record is from the annotation of a GenBank genome assembly.
AUGAAGUUCUCUACUGUUAUCGCUGCUGCCUCUGCUUUCGUCGCUGUCAACGCCGCCAACUCGUCCAACGGUUCUUCCUCUAACGCUGCCCCAGCUGCCGGUUCCAACGCUGUUGGUUACACCGCUGCCGGUGCCGCUGUUGCCGGUGCCAUUGCCUUGUUGAUGUAA